AUGAUGGAGCUCGGCCCGUUCCGAGUGAACCCCGACGGCAAGACUCUGAGGAGGAACAAGCACGCCUGGAACAACCUGGCAAACGUGAUCUUUCUGGAGUCGCCAACCGGAGUGGGGUUCUCCUACGCGAGCAACAACCCGGAUAAUAUCAACAAGCGGGGCGACCAGAGAACUGCCGAGGACACAUUCGUCUUCCUGCUCAACUGGUUGGAGAGGUUCCCCAAGUACAAGGGCCGCGACUUCUACAUCGCUGGCGAGAGCUAUGGUGGCCACUACAUGCCGCAGCUUGCCACCGUAAUCACCUUCAUGAACGAGCUCCACCGCACCACUUUCAUAAACCUCCGCGGCAUCUUCGUCGGCAAUCCGAUCCUUGACAAUUACAAGAACAGCGAGGGGAAUCUGGAGUUUCUAUGGAGCCACGGGCUGAUCUCCGACGAGAUCUGGGCCGGGAUCCGUGCUAACUGCACCUUCACCCCGAAAGACGACGGGCGGUGGUGCUCUGUGGCGGGGCAGGCAUUCCACAUAGGCGGCAUCUAUCCCCGAAACAUAUACGACCCGAGGAUCUGCCUUCCGUCAGCACGCGAAGGCUAUCUGGCUGGCUAUGAUCCAUGCAUGGAGUACUACGUCGAGGCUUACCUGAACACUGGCGAGGUGCAAGAAGCUCUGCACGCCCGCACCAACACAAGUUGGAUAGCUUGCCCAAGAACAAGCGUCCCCUUCCAUUAUAACCCCGGCCCAGUUACCAUGGUGCCAACGAUCAGGAGGCUAGUCGAACGUGGGUUAAGCGUAUGGGUCUAUAGUGGCGAUUUGGAUUCCACAUGCUCGAUUACCUCGACGAGGUACUCGGUCAAGGAUCUCAACUUGCCCGUCACCAAGCCAUGGCGCGCUUGGUACACCCCGGACGUCGAGGUUGGAGGCUAUGUUCAGCAGUACCAGGGAGGCUUCACGUUUGCAUCGGUGAGGGGUGCUGGCCAUCUGGUUCCUAGCUAUCAGCCAGAGAGAGCCCUUGUUCUUCUCUACUCUUUCCUCAAGGGCAGGCUCCCGCCUGGGUGA
Messenger RNA from Triticum turgidum subsp. durum (durum wheat), 1053 nucleotides. The record is from the annotation of a GenBank genome assembly. Lineage: Eukaryota; Viridiplantae; Streptophyta; Magnoliopsida; Poales; Poaceae.